CUUAAACUUAAAGCUUACGAAAUUUAAAUAAAGUUAUAGACAUCUCUUUCGCAACAACACCUACGUCAACUACUUUUAUAAAUCUGCUACAUAAUGACCAGCAUAGAUGAACUUUUCAAGGCAUCCGGCGUCGGUAACAAGCGCAAGCUAGAACCUCUUCGGGAUCCCAAUGAAGUCUACAAAUCUGCCCGCUUAACUUCCAAUGGUAGCAGCAGCCGACACGCGCGCGUCGAGGACGAAAAUAUAAACGAUAACGAAGAUGAUGACGUCGAAGCAGGACCCGCGCCCCCUCCGGAAGACGAAGAAGGCGAUUACGGACCCGAUCUCCCGCCCGACGACGAUGAGGAAGGGCGCUUCUUUGGCGGCGGAAUCACGGCGCAGGAGAAGGAAGUGUUAGACUACGUCGACGACCCGGACCCCAGCGCGAACGCGGCGCCGGACAAGUUCGACAGCGCGUGGCUACGACGGACGGCCCUCAACUUCGAAAAGCGGAUCAACAAGAACGCCGAGCUGCGCGCCAAGUUCGAGGACGAGCCUCAGAAGUUUAUCGCGAGCGAGGCCGACCUCGACGCCGACAUAAAGGCCCUCUCCAUCCUCUCCGAACACCCAGAGCUGUACCCCGAGUUCGCGAAGAUCGGAAGCGUCGCGAGUCUCGUGGGACUGCUCGCGCACGAGAAUACCGAUAUUGCGAUAGACGCUAUCGAGAUCAUUAACGAGUUGACGGACGAAGACGUCGCGGCCGAGGACGAUCAAUGGAAUGCGCUGGUCGACGCCCUCCUAGAAGCAGAUCUGCUGGGAUUGCUGGUAUCUAAUUUCGAGAGGCUGGACGAGGAGCAAGAAGUCGAUCGGAGCGGCGUAUACUACGCGCUCAGCAUAGUUGAAAAUUUAUGCAGCGGACGGACAACGACUGCAGAACAAGUUGCGGAAAGCGAUAGCUUGCUCAAGUGGCUACUUCGACGUAUACAAGCCAAGGAGGCCAUGGUCAGUCAGAAUAAGCAGUAUUCCGCCGAGGUCCUAGCGAUAUUAGUGCAGACGUCUUCGAAGAACAGGAGGAAACUCGUUAGCUUGGAUGCCGUGGAUAUUAUGCUGCAGCUCGUAGCAUCGUAUCGGAAACGCGACCCCGAAAAAGGCGGCGAGGAGGAGGAGUACAUGGAGAACUUGUUCGAGGCUUUGACUUGUAUCGCGGACGAACCCGAAGGAAAGACUAAAUUCGUCGAGGCCGAGGGUGUCGAGCUCUGCCUGAUCAUGUUGAAAGAGGGCAAGAUGAGCAAACCCGCCGCGCUUCGGCUGCUAGAUCAUGCCGCGGGGGGGCCCGGCGCGUCAGGGACCAGCGUGUGUCAGAAGAUAGUGGAAGCGGGCGGAUUAAAGAACAUUUUCACGCUAUUUAUGAAGAAAAACAACGACAGCCAGACGACGGAGCACCUUAUCGGUAUAUUCGGGUCGAUGCUACGUCUAUUACCGGCCGACUCGGCGGAGCGGAUUCGAACGUUAGCUAAAUUUGUGGAGAAGGACUACGAGAAGACGGAGAAACUGGUUAAAUUAAGGAGGGAGUACGCGGCACGGCUAGGUUCGGUGGACGAGGCGAUCCGAGCGGAACAGAGCGGGAUGAGCGCCGAGGAAAAGGAAGAAAUGGCAGACGAGUGGUUCUCGCGACGGCUCGACGCCGGCUUGUUCUGCCUGCAGACGCUGGACGUAGUGCUAGCUUGGCUUGUAGCCGAGGACGACGGCGCGAGGAAGACGAUCCAGAAGUUACUCGCGGACCGCGACGAAACGCUCGCUACUAUUAAGUCUACGCUGCAAGAACAGAUUGACGGCAUCGACGUGGAUGACGCGGAGGGCAAAGAUACCAAGGAAAUGCUUACGACACUGGUGGAAUUCCUACAAUAAUACGAACGAACGGGCGGAACGGAUGAGGGGAGGGUUGGUUGGUAGCAUGUAAUAGUUAUAGUAGUAGUAAUCAGUGAAUAAUGCGUAUUCGUGCCGACUUCUCAGCACGACAUCCCUCAAAAUCUCUUCUAUGAACAAAUAGACGGACAGACAAGGCCGCUCUCGCAGUUAGUGAUACCGACCCAUCUUUUCUUCGCGUUUCUU
This is a messenger RNA of Daldinia caldariorum, 2091 nucleotides long. RefSeq names its product DUF1716-domain-containing protein. The coding region runs from base 94 to 1887 and encodes 597 amino acids. The record is from RefSeq and is a predicted model, not a curated record. Lineage: Eukaryota; Fungi; Ascomycota; Sordariomycetes; Xylariales; Hypoxylaceae. The transcript is spliced from 3 exons. Gene Ontology annotation, cellular component: spliceosomal complex.